AUGUUUCCAUUGCCAACAACAGCGAUCAUGAGUGUUAUUUGUCUACUGAUGAUUACAUUCAUAACAGCAAACUAUGCUUAUGUCAUCGAUUCAGGCGAUCUGAGAAACAGUCUUCUCGAGCAACAUUUCGAUUACGAUCUGCCCAUAGCUGAUGAUCGAUUCGUACGUGCAACAAAAUUCCCACGGAUCGGUCGUUCACUCACUGAUUUUGAUGAUAUAACAUCACCCAACGGCGGAGACGUCGACGAUAUCCACAACGACGAAGAUUAUCGUUGGCUCGAACAGCGCAGUGUUCUUUUCCCACGAAUUGGCAAACGUGCAUUUCACAAUAUCAUGUGGGCAAACAGUUAUUCCAAUCCACAUCGUAUGCUAGAUUCCCAAGGUCGAUAUCACAUCAAUGGUUAUGAUUAUCAUAUUCAUCCCAAUCAUUACCAACCGGCGUCUCAACUUCGUGGCAAACGAAAUCUGCCAAUGUAA
Messenger RNA from Adineta ricciae, 477 nucleotides. NCBI's taxonomy places the organism in Eukaryota, Metazoa, Rotifera, Eurotatoria, Adinetida, Adinetidae. The record is from the annotation of a GenBank genome assembly.